GGUUGGGUCGCGCAGCUAACUAACCGGACCUGCCUCAACAGACGAUCCCUAAUCCAGUCGCAGCCUCUGUGUGGUCCCUCAGCAUCAUCUUCGCUCUCCACACUGCGCACUGGCAACCCUUGUUGUGCCCUGAGAAAGUGAACACCAUCUCAUCCACCACCACCAUCGGCUUCACUUCAACUGGCCUCAUCUUUUUCUUCUCCUCGUCGGCGAUUUUGAUCUCUCUGCUCAUUUCCAUCCGCAGUUUGCUUCAAUCUCUCCCUUUUGCCCUACAAACCCAACAACAACCCCUUCCUCCUUCCGUGAAGAUUCCCCUGAUAGCAUCUCCGCUAUGCCUUCUGCUACAGCGGGCGCUGCCAGCAAUGGCGUGCCUAAGAUUGACAUCCCCAACGGCGACAGUCAAGAUUCUGAUACUCCUUUCUCUGCCAACGACAACAUUCGUCGAUUUGCUCCUCCCUCGAGGGGACUGAGCCCUUCCCAGAAUGCCCUCUUCCACAACAAGACGAGAUGCUUCGUCUACGGCAUGCAGCCCAAAGCCGUCCAGGGUAUGCUGGACUUCGAUUUCAUCUGCAAGAGAUCGACCCCGUCCGUGGCCGGUAUCAUUUACACUUUUGGCGGUCAGUUCGUCAGCAAGAUGUACUGGGGUACCAGCGAGACUCUUCUCCCAGUCUACCAAUCCGUGGAGAAAGCCUUCGAGAAGCACCCUGACGUGGACACCAUUGUCAACUUCGCCUCUUCCCGAUCCGUCUACAGCUCCACUAUGGAACUGAUGGAGAUUCCUCAAGUCCGCAGCAUUGCCAUUAUUGCAGAAGGUGUGCCUGAGCGACGUGCCCGCGAGAUCAUGAUCAAGUCAAAGGAGAGGGGAAUCACAAUCAUCGGCCCCGCCACGGUUGGUGGCAUCAAGCCCGGUGCGUUCAAGAUCGGCAACACUGGCGGUAUGAUGGACAAUAUUGUGGCGUCCAAGCUCUACCGCAAGGGUUCCGUUGGCUACGUCUCCAAGUCUGGUGGUAUGUCCAACGAGCUCAACAAUAUCAUUUCACAAAACACCGAUGGUGUCUACGAGGGUAUUGCAAUUGGCGGUGACAGAUACCCUGGAACCUCCUUCAUUGAUCAUCUCCUCCGAUACCAACAAGAACCAGAAUGCAAGAUCCUUUUGCUUCUUGGUGAGGUUGGUGGUGUUGAGGAAUACCGGGUUAUUGAGGCCGUGAAGAAGGGCCAAAUUACCAAGCCAAUUGUUGCCUGGGCCAUCGGAACUUGCGCGAGCAUGUUCAAGACUGAAGUCCAAUUCGGUCACGCUGGUGCUUCGGCCAACUCUCAGCUUGAAACUGCUGUCGUGAAGAACCAGAAGAUGAGAGAGGCCGGCUUCUACGUCCCUGACACCUUCGAAGAGAUGCCCAAUGUUCUCAAUGAGCUCUACCAGAAGCUGGUCAAGCAAGGCACCAUCAAGCCUGCUCCGGAGCCAGCUGUGCCCAAGAUCCCCAUGGAUUACGCCUGGGCGCAAGAGCUCGGUCUUAUUCGAAAGCCUGCCUCCUUCAUUUCCACCAUCUCUGACGACAGAGGUCAGGAAUUGCUCUACGCCGGUAUGCCCAUUUCGGAUGUCUUCAAGGAGGAAAUUGGCAUCGGCGGUGUCAUGUCUCUUCUGUGGUUCCGUCGCCGCCUGCCUGCCUACGCAAGCAGGUUCUUGGAGAUGGUGCUCAUGCUGACUGCGGACCACGGUCCGGCCGUUUCUGGUGCCAUGAACACCAUCAUCACCGCUCGCGCGGGCAAGGAUCUGAUCUCUUCGCUGGUCGCUGGUCUGUUGACCAUUGGCUCUCGAUUCGGUGGUGCUCUUGAUGGCGCUGCCGAUGAGUUCACCAAGGCCUUUGACAAGGGCUGGUCGCCCAGAGAGUUCGUUGACACGAUGAGGAAAGAGAACAAACUGAUCCCUGGUAUCGGUCACCGAAUCAAGUCUCGCAACAACCCCGACUUGCGUGUAGAGCUUGUCAAGGACUUUGUCCUCAAGCACUUCCCCUCGCACAAACUUUUGGAUUAUGCUAUUGCUGUUGAGACCGUGACCACCUCGAAGAAGGACAACUUGAUCCUGAACGUCGACGGUUGCAUUGCUGUCUGCUUCGUCGAUUUACUCCGAGAUGGAGGCUCUUUCUCCGCCGAGGAGGCCGAGCAAUAUCUCUCCAUUGGUGUUCUGAACGGCCUGUUCGUCUUGGGUCGUUCCAUCGGUCUCAUUGCCCAUUACUUGGAUCAGAAGAGACUGCGUACUGGAUUGUACAGACAUCCUUGGGACGAUAUCACAUACCUCCUUCCCACUAUUGGAAAGACCCCCGGAAACGAAGGUCGUGUGGAGGUCAGCGCGCAGUCAUUGUAAUUGUCCGUGCCAGCGUUGGAUUGCAAAGCGUGUCAAGGCCACUUUGACUGUCGGGGACCAUGACUUUGUUGGGUUCGGCUGGAAGCAACAUCUGAGGCAUUGGGGUUUCAAGACAGGACCGGGAGUUUAUUAUCACUUACGAAAGACCAUGAUGAGGGUACAAAAAGACUCCGAAGAUUGGCGGGAGAAAUGGCGGGCUCGGUUAGUGUACAGCAGAAUGGUCUGGUAGACGGCGGCUGCGGCGCAUGCAUGUUCUUGUCACCGUUGCACCGCGCAAAUGCCCGUAUACUACAUUUUCUUUGCCAAAUUUCCAUUUCCUCUGUCUGUUUCUGUCGGGUUGCCAAACGGUGCUGGGCCGGUCUUAAGCAAAUGAUUUGUCUCGUUGAAUUUCUUGAUUGAUCCCGAAGUUGCUUCCUUCACUGGCCGUAGCAGCGAAGGUGGCCACACGAUGCUCUUGCGAUUACACCAACAUUGUCACGAUGUGAAGAGCAAGAGGAUCUGCGGGAGAGAAGGCGGAGGGGGGUGGAGCAGAGACAGGGUUGGAAGGAGUCGUUGGUCUCGUGGAUUAAAUGGUCCCUUAUGUCUCGAUGGACGUCUAUAUGUCGGGUCUUAUAUAACGCUAAUAUCACUGGAUCACAGAUCAGCUUUUUGGCCUCUCAGACGCCAGCCGCAUGAUC
This is a messenger RNA of Cladophialophora immunda, 3039 nucleotides long. Its product is annotated as ATP-citrate synthase subunit 1. Gene Ontology annotation, biological process: acetyl-CoA biosynthetic process; tricarboxylic acid cycle; fatty acid biosynthetic process. Gene Ontology annotation, cellular component: cytosol. The coding region runs from base 332 to 2362 and encodes 676 amino acids. The transcript has 6 exons. NCBI's taxonomy places the organism in Eukaryota, Fungi, Ascomycota, Eurotiomycetes, Chaetothyriales, Herpotrichiellaceae. The record is from RefSeq and is a predicted model, not a curated record. Gene Ontology annotation, molecular function: ATP citrate synthase activity.